Molecule: messenger RNA, 1453 nt
Organism: Tetranychus urticae (two-spotted spider mite)
Lineage: Eukaryota; Metazoa; Arthropoda; Arachnida; Trombidiformes; Tetranychidae
Source: RefSeq, a predicted model, not a curated record
GUGCUUUUUCGGUAAGCAAUGAAUCUCUCUGAUUGAAUUCCCAUUUAAUAUUAAAUGCUGUUUGAUGUUGAAGGUGCCAUUUGCUGAAGGAUUCAUUGAAGAAGACGAUCAAAUGGUUCCUAAAUUGAAGUCUCUCAAACGAUUUGCAGCCAUUCUCUCGGAUUACGGUCCUUUCAAUCUGAAAUUUAUUCUACCCGAGGAAGGACAAUUGGGAGUGCUAACAGCAACUGGUUAUCAUGAUGGCGUUUCGGGUCUAAUGCAAGAAGGUAAGGCUGAUUUGUGCUUCUUGCCAUUACCGUUGGAUACCCAAAAGGCUCCUGGUUAUUUCACUCCAGUCAUAUCAGAAAUGGACUAUUACAUCCUAACGCGUCGUAAUUUGAAUGACCUUACAUCUGCUCUUAUUUCAAGCUUGACUUCAGUCGAAGCGAUUCCAUUAUUAUUGGCUGUUCUGGUCAUAUUAAUAUUGGAAAUAAUUGCUGUUAAACACUUUAAAAUCGACGCAUUGCUUACAGCAACCUUCCGUUCAUUCGGUAUCUCCUUUUUCCAGCAUUCAUCUAACCAUUCAUCAUGGUUUUGCUUGAUUCAAAUACUCAUCCUAAUGUUUCCUGUAUUCAUCUUCAAUUCUGCAUUCAGCACUCAAACGAUUGUAGGAACUUCGGAUUACAAAGUUGAUACAUUGCAAGAUGUUAUUGAACAGGGAAAGAUACCAUGUUUCUUUGAAGGCAUUUCACUGUAUGACUUCUUCAAAGGCAAAGUCAAUAAAGAUUAUGCUGAGAUCUAUGAACGGGCCAUUGCCAAAGGACAUGGUGAACCAAUGCCAUUAGGACCCAUUGCCGAUAAAGGUAGACUAGACAAAAUGGUUACUUUCGUUUCUGGCAUUGGAAGGAAACUGACUCCAUUGUCUGCUGCUGAAUCUAAUUUAAUUGUACCCAAUCAAGUACAAUAUUUCUCAGAAAAGCCUUUUCAUAGAUCAUUACAAGCUAUGCUUUUUAACCAUAAUACUUCCGAAUCCCUCAAAAAAAGGUUUGAUACGCUAUCUCGUCGGAUGAUACAAAGUGGGAGAUCUAAGAAACUAGAAGGCGAUACUUACGUUGACUUCAUUCUUUCCUUUUAUCCUGCAACCUUAUAUGACUUUCACAAGUCUCAAGCUCCGCAGAAAGGUGAUGAUCUCAAUUGGCAACCUGUAAAUUACAGAGGAUUCUAUCAGAUAUUUCGUUUAUUCAUCUUCAUGUUGAUUCUUUCCAUCGUUGCUCUAUUUAUUGAGUUGAUCGUUGCUUUCCUCGCUCGGUCAAAGUGAUAAACAAAUUGAAAGGGGAAAAGUAGAACACUCAUCUGUUUACUGAAGCUGUGUUUGGUUCCUUCAACUGCUAUUCCCUAACGCUAUUUUAAAACUGAAGAUUUACUCAGUUCCAUUUAUUUUCAAAAAGAUCAAUGAAUAGAGCAAUUCCAUGAG